Molecule: messenger RNA, 2124 nt
Organism: Arxiozyma heterogenica
Lineage: Eukaryota; Fungi; Ascomycota; Saccharomycetes; Saccharomycetales; Saccharomycetaceae
Gene: DUS3
Product: tRNA dihydrouridine synthase DUS3
Exons: 1
Coding region: 1-2124 (707 amino acids)
Biological process (GO): tRNA processing
Molecular function (GO): metal ion binding; tRNA dihydrouridine synthase activity; flavin adenine dinucleotide binding
Source: RefSeq, a predicted model, not a curated record
AUGAAAAGAGAUCCAGAUACGGUCGAGCCUUCCACUGUUGAAAAAAGACAAUGUCUUCCUAAAGGGGUAGCCCAUUUGAAACCGCAAUAUAUUAUUAAGGAUCCGUUCUCUGGAAACAGGGAUAACAGUAAUAAUAAUGUCAUGGUAGCUGGUGAUGGAGAUGAGGAUGAGGAAGAUGCCUCUUCAGAAAGAUUCGAUAAUUUAAAUGAUUCCUCCAAUGGGGCUAAAAAAUCACGCAGAGGCAAUAAAAAACAAAGAGGUCAAAAUAAGAAUCGUGAUAAUAGACAGAUGAAAGAAACGAACAAAAAUAAAUAUGUGAUCUGUCCAAAACUUUUACAUGGCGAAGAUUUAUCCAAUUGCCCAUUUGGUGACUCAUGCAGAUUCAAUCAUGAUAUCAAGUUGUACCUAGAUAAUAAGAGUCCAGAGAUCGAUUGUGCUCAGAUCUUUGAUAAGGUGUUUCUUACAUUUACCAAAGACUCGCCAAACGGGGAGAUCAAGUUAGGUUGUCCUGUAUUCAAUUCUCUUGGAUUUUGCCCAAUGGGGUUCAAAUGUAGGUUUCUAUCUCACCAUUUGAACAAAGAGGAUCUAGCUUUAGUUAAAAAUGAAACCUUUUCAUUAGGCGACGUCAUGAAAUAUAUUCCUAUCUAUGAAGUUAAUAGGGAGUUCAAUCAUAUUACAUAUGAUCAGAAACAAGAUCUGAUUAAACGUAGAUUUCCAUUCUCAAAAAGCGAUCACAUUCUUGAGAUCAUAGAUGCUGUGCAGCAAGAGAAUCGUGAUGCAAUGAACAUCAACGAGAAGAAUAAAAGGGACACAACGGAGAAGUCACCCCAAAUGAUUCAAAGAGAGGCCGAAUUGCAAGAGUUGAGGGAUAAACAAAAGGAACUUUAUUUGAAAUAUAGAGACACUAAAUAUUUUGCAUCGGAGAAGCGAAAAUUGGAUUAUAAAGGGAAGAAGAUUCUGUCUCCAUUAACCACAGUGGGCAAUCUACCAUUUCGUAGAUUGAUGAAGAAAUUCGGUUGCGAUGUUACAUACAGUGAAAUGGCACUAGGUGUUCCGUUAAUUCAAGGUACGAACUCCGAGUGGGCGUUACCCAAAUGUCAUAUCAGUGAAAAAGGUGGAUUUGGUGUCCAGAUUGCAUGUAGUAAAGUAUGGCAAGCAUCUAAAGCUGCUGAAGUGUUAUCCAAAUAUUGCCAUGACACUGAAAACGGAUCAUUUACAUUGAGUGAAAUCAAUUUGAAUGCCGGAUGUCCUAUUGACUUAUUGUACAGACAAGGGUCGGGUAGUGCAUUGUUAGAUAACCCAGCUAGAUUGAUCAGAUGUUUGAAUGGUAUGAAUUAUGCAUCCGGAGAUAUACCGAUCACUGUGAAGAUCAGAACGGGUACUAAAGAUGAUAAUCCAAUGGCUGAUUUGUUAGUGAAGAGAUUGGUGCAUGAGACGGAUGUUUCAGGUAUAAUAUUGCACGGCAGGUCACGACAACAAAGGUACACGAAACUAGCUGAUUGGGAAUAUAUUAGGAAAGUUGCUGUCCAGUUGCGUGAAGAGGAGACUAAAUACAAUGAGGAAACACAAGGAUCGUUAGGUAAACAUGAAAGAAACAACGGAACAAGGAUCCAGUUUGUUGGCAAUGGAGACGUUAACAAUUGGGAAGAUUGGUAUGAAUACACGGAGAAGAUACCCGAGAUGGACAGUAUAAUGGUGGCAAGAGGUGCAUUAAUUAAGCCAUGGAUAUGGGAAGAGAUAGAUUCGAGACAAUAUUUAGAUAAAUCAAGUAGUGAAAGAAUGGAGGUUCUCUCGGAUUAUGCAAGAUAUGCGAUGGAACAUUGGGGCACUGAUGAAUACGGGAUAUCGCAAUGUAGAAGAUAUUUCUGUGAAUUCAUGUCAUUUUUCCAUAGAUAUAUACCAAUGGGUAUAUGUGAAAGAUACCCAGUUAAGUUAAAUGAGAGGCCACCAUACUGGCAGGGUAGAGAUGAAUUGGAGACCAAACUGGGAUCCUUUAAUGUGCAAGACUGGAUCAAAUUGAGUGAAUACUUUCUGGGACCAGUUGAACCAGAUUUCAACUUUACACCAAAACAUAAGUCUAAUUCUUAUUCCUCACCAGCCAUAACAACCACAAUGGCAGAAUAA